Messenger RNA from Neomonachus schauinslandi (Hawaiian monk seal), 1560 nucleotides. It is a transcript of the gene DERPC, whose product is annotated as DERPC proline and glycine rich nuclear protein. The record is from RefSeq and is a predicted model, not a curated record. The transcript has 2 exons. NCBI's taxonomy places the organism in Eukaryota, Metazoa, Chordata, Mammalia, Carnivora, Phocidae. Bases 1 to 1560 code for a protein of 519 amino acids.
AUGAAAGAACCCCGGAUUUUCCCUAGAGAGCGGCCAACUCCUUGGACUCGUGCUCAGUUGCCACCUCGAGGACGGCUCGACGGUUCCCUGGGACCACAGGGGGGUCCUGUUUUGAACACAGGCCACCCGCUAGGCAUGAAUUCUGAUCCCUUCCUCAUGGCAUCCGGUUCUCUUGGUGGAAAUCUGGCCCCAUUUCCAAGGAACCCAUCGCCUUUUCCAACUUCAUCAGGCUCAUUGGCUUCGAAUCCAGCACCUUUCCCUGCUGGUGCUCGUGACCCAGGCAUGGCUUCUUUCCCAAGAGGGAUGAAUCCCACUGGUGCAGGUGCAGUUUCUUUCCCAAGGCCCGGUGGCCUUUUGGGCCCAGGCCCAGGGCCAUCUCUAAACCCUAGGGCAGGGGCUCUUCCAGGUCCAGGGCCUCUGUCUAACCCAAGGUUAGGGGGUCUCCCAGGGCCGGGUCCUAUGUCCAACCCAAGGUCAGGUGGUCUCCUGGGAACGGGUCCUGACCCCAGAAGUGGCGGCCCUAUGGGCCCUGGGCCUGGGCCCAACCUGAGAGCAGGUGUCCUGUUGACUCCUGGGAAUGGUCCCCCUAAUCCUAGGCCCGUUGGCCUGGGACCAGGACCAAGUCCCAAUCUGAGGUCAGGCUUCGUUGGUACAAACCCUGCCCCGAGGUCGGGUAUGUUUCCAGGCCCGGGCCUUGGGCCCAGCCCAGGCCCUAAUGUGGACACCAGAGCGGGUGGCCUCCUGGGCACAGGAUCUGGUCUUAACUUAAGAAUGGCUGGACCUCAAGGCUUAGAUCUUGCCCCCAUUCUAAGAGCAGCAGGUCUUUUAGGAGCAAAUUCAGCUGCUUUCUCACAGGCUUCUGGAAACAUGGGCACAAGCCCAUCCUCUAUGGCAAGAGUACCUGGCCCCAUAGGCCCAAACUCCGGUCCUGGCUCUCGGGGAAUUGGCCUUCCAGGGCCAAAUCCAUCCAUGUCCAGGGCUCCUGGCCCCAUAGGUCCUAAUUCAGCUCAUUUUUCAAGGCCAGCUGGGCCCAUGGGGGUAAAUGCGAAUCCCUUUCCAAGGGGGACAGGUUCAGGGGGCCUGAAUCCAGCUGCCUUCUCUCAGUCCUCUGGCACGUUGGCUUCAAAUCCAUCUACCUUCCAGAGGUCUGCUGGCCUCCAGGGCUCAAGUCCAGCAAUUUUCCCAAGAACCUCUGGGCCACUAGGUCCCAACCCAGCUAACUUCCCAAGGGCCAGUGGCUUGCAGGGUCCAAGUCCCGCUGCCUUCCCAAGGUCUACUGGCCCAUUAGGCCCUGGUCAGGUUACUUUCCCCCGGUCAGCUCCUGGGCCCCUGGGCUCUUCUCCAGCAGGCCCUGUGGGUAUCAACCCAGCUCCUUUUGCAAGGCCAUCUGGGACCCUGGGUCUAAACCCAGCUUCCUUUCCAAGGAUGAAUGGCCCUGUAAGCAAGACUUUGGUCCCGUUUCCUAGAGUGGGGAGCCUCCCUGGCACAAACCCAGCUGCUUUCCCCAGACCAGGGGGUCCAAUGGCUGCAAUGUACCCAAAUGGAAUGUUACCCCCUUAA